AUGAAACCAAGAAAAAGCUAUGCAGGUGUAUUGUUUUGUGUGGGAGGCCGAGGAGCUGCUGGAGAUCCAUUCCAAAGUAUAGAGUGCUAUGAUUAUCGGAAAAAUAAAUGGUUCCCAGUCACAGAGAUGAAUACUCGACGGCGACAUGUUGGUGUUUGUGCUGCUUCAGGAUAUUUGUAUGCCAUUGGUGGUCAUGAUGGAACAAAACAUUUGAGUAGUGGAGAGGUUUUUGACCCAGUCACGAAUACAUGGUCUAAUAUUUCCCCCAUGGGGACACUCAGACGAGGUAUAGCCCUAGCUUGCCUAGGAGGUCCAAUCUAUGCCAUAGGAGGCCUGGAUGAUGCGUCCUGUUUUAACACUGUUGAACGAUACGAUCCUUCCACUGACACAUGGACAUUUUUGUCGUCUAUGAAGAUUCCGCGUGGUGGAGUUGGAGUCACUGCACUGAAGGGUUUUUUGUAUGCUGUUGGUGGCAAUGAUGGUUCAACAUCACUGGAUAGUUGUGAGCGUUAUGACCCUUUGACUAAUAAAUGGGCUCCAAUUGCCAAUAUGAAGAAGAGAAGAGCUGGCGCAGGUGUUACUGUACUCAAUGGAAUGGUGUAUGCUGUUGGUGGUUUCGAUGAUAAUGCACCUCUUCAUUCAAUGGAGCGCUAUGAUCCUGUGACAGAUAUCUGGACGUUAAUGCCUUCAAUGUCCUGUUGUCGUGGGGGUGUAGGUGUGGCAACCUUGGGUGGCAAAAUAUUUGCUGUCGGUGGACAUGAUGGGUCCAGUUACUUGAAUUCUGUGGAAGCAUUUGAUCCAAGUGUCGGAAAGUGGGAGAUGAUGGCUGAUGUUGAAGUUUGUCGAGCUGGUGCAGGUGUGGCAGUUUUAGACUGUCCCGUGGAACAGUUGGAAGAUAUGCGCAAAACUAUCAAUACUUCAGGACCAGGAUCUGUGAUACAGAGGCAGCAUGGGAAAAAAUAG
Messenger RNA from Acanthosepion pharaonis, 963 nucleotides. Lineage: Eukaryota; Metazoa; Mollusca; Cephalopoda; Sepiida; Sepiidae. The record is from the annotation of a GenBank genome assembly.